UUAUAAGAAUAUGUGAAAGUUCUAAAAUUAUUUCCUGUGUUAUAAUUAAAUUAUUUAAUCAUUUAUGUUUUUCUUAUUUUAAAUGAAUGUAUUCAAAGAUAGAAUGACACAUAAAAAACUUUAAAAAUCACUUGUGUUUGCCGAAACAUUUUCCAAGCAAUAUGCAUCUAUCCAAUUUACAAUUUCAAAACGAAAUAUAGUCUCCCAAUUUAAACUAUCAAUUAUAAAUUAAUUAGCAAAACAGUUAAGAAGUUACAAACAUGGCUACGAAACAUAAACAUAUUUUCACUCGGUCCAAACCUCUGAUGAAUAUCUAUAGUGGAUUGGAUAAUCAAGGAAAAGAGGUUGAAGUACGAGAGGAUGCUGAACAACUUGUUAAAUGGCAUGAAAUAUCUGAUGCUCUGGUUGCUGCCGGCUAUUACAGGGCCCAACUACAUGGGCUAUCACCUUUUGAUAAAAUUGUUGGUGGUUUGACAUGGUGUAUAGAGUUGUGUGAUAUAGAUAUUGACAUCAAUCUUCUAUUUGAAGAGAAUUUGACUAUUGGAAAAAAAAUAGCCCUCACUGAGAAGAUAGUCAAAGUAUUGCCAACAAUGAAGUGUCCUUUUGUUAUUGAACCUCAUCAAAUUCAGGGUUUAGAUUUUAUCAAUAUUUUUCCUCUUGUACAAUGGCUUAUAAAGUACUCAAGUGAAUUUAGAGAGGCUAAAGAAGACGAACUUCGUAUGUUUGCAGUUAGGCAAUAUGAAAAAGAUCAUAUAUUUGAAUUGGAUAGAAAACAUUAUAUUCAACAAGAAAAAAUGUUAAAAAAUCUCAUUAUGAUACAGAAUCUCUAUAAACCAUGUAGAGUGCGUAAAAGAAAAGGAGGUCUUCCAGCAAAUGACUUAGAGCAGGUAAAUGCAGUGCUAUCUGAGUAUGAUCAGCGUAUUUUAAUGCAUAUAUCUAAUAACGAAACUGAUUCACAGCCUGAUGAAGGACUUGAAUUACUGUAUGAUUAUGAAAAAACACUUGCUGAUCCAUCAGAUAUUACAACAGAAACAGAUAAAUUCAUAGAACAUGAAAACUCAGAAAAAGAUGUUUCAGAUGUUAAAAUUCAUUAUGCUGUUUUGCAAUCAGAGUUAACUGGUGAUCUUCCUCUGGAAUUAGAAGAAAAUGAAAAAAUUAAAUAUUCUAAUGAUAUUGAACAACUAUCAAAAGUUAUAGACACUAUGGAAAAUGAAGUUGAAAAUGUGAGAAAGGAACAUGAAGAGAGAAUGGAUACAGCUAAAAAACAAUAUACCACGGUACUGAAUAAGUUACAAAGAAUCACUCGGAAGUUAAUAAAAACAGAUGAUUUUACUGAUAAAAAGGCAAAGGAAUUUUACAAGUCCCUUAAAGAAAUAGCAAGAGAAAGAAAUGAACUUUUGAAGGUGAUCCAUCACAGAGAACAGGAACAUAAGAGCCUUCAGGAAGAAUUAAGAAUUGCCCAAGAACCUACUGCUAUAAUAGAAGAAGAACCCCUAACUCCAGUAGAACUGAAAGAGUUCCAAGAAAGAGAAAAGAAGUUAAAAGACUUUAUUAGUAAGACGAAAGCGGAGUUGGGACAUUUGAACCGUCAAGUUUUAAGGUAUUCUGUGGCGAUUGACGAAGUACCUGGAACGGCUGAGUUAUUGCAGUACGAGAAACGUUUCGUAGAAUUGUAUAAUCAAGUUGCAUCAAAACAUAAAGAAACAAAACAACAUUAUAUUUUUUACAACACCCUUUAUGAAGUGAAACUUUAUACAUCGAAGGAGUUGAGUCUACUUAAUUCAAUUUUGGAUAAUUAUGAAGAAGUAAUGUCAUCACCAAGAAAACGUGAAGAAUUUAUGAUUCAAUUCGAAUCAAUAGUAGACUGGGUUAACCAAACCGUCCGUAAAGUCGAACACAAGUAUCAAACAGAGAAAGAACAAAAGGCAGCCCUUCACACCGAAUAUUCAAGGUUGAUGGACGUACAACGACAGUAUGCGGCCGCCUUAAAGAAAUUGGCUUCGGAGCGACAUCGAAUAGGUUCAGAGGAACAGUAAAGUGUUCAAUACGUAAUAUUAUUUCUAUUAAUAAGUAUUGUUUGAUGUAAAAUGUAUAGAAAUAAUGAAACCCCCUUUUGAAAUAUUUAGUAUCGCAUACGGAAUAUAGAAUUAGGUAAAUGAAAGACGUCGGAUAUACCUGGGGGUCUAGUCAAGCAGCCUAACAGUAGUGUAUGUAGGAAGUCGAAAACUAAAUUUCUAUGAAAAUGACAGCAAGUACCAACACAAAGUUUUCUACUUUCUACAUACACUACUGUAAAGCUGUCUUGACUAGAUCCCCUAAGCUGCGGCCAAUAUUUGUACGGAGUUCGAAAUUUUAAAUGCAGAAUUCCAUUAUUAUUUAGUAUACGUCAAUAUGACAUUGACAUACGACAAUUUGUAACACUAAGGUCUGUUUCACAAUGUAUAGAUAAAGUACCAAAUAGCUAUACAAAACAUAAAUUAUUCGUAAGUCAAAUGUUCCGAAUAAGAAACUACUUAUCUAAAAAAGCUUAUUUUCAUCCACUUACGAGUAGUGUUUGAGAUGUUUUCAGAGUUUAAAGCUUUCUAUUCAAAAAAGUAUUGUUACUAAUCUAUUAACUAUUCGAUUUUUCGUUCGUUAGUUUAGGAAUAGUUCAACGUCUCAAACUUGGGGUCAUUCACCUCUCAAAUAAGGUGAGCUGCUAAUUUUCUGUUUGCAAGCAUCUUUUGAAUAGGCAUUUAUGUAUACGAUGCAUUUUUAUUCCGUAGCUCAAGGUAAAAUGGCCUUCACCGCUGAGAUCUUAUGAAAAUAUAAACAAAAUAAUACAUUAUUGAAUUGGUUUUUUUUGUAAAUUUUAAUAUUCAUGAUUAAUGUAAAAAAAUAAUUUUAUAGAAAAUUGUCGCUUUUUUUAAGUUGUCAAACUCGUUGACGAGUUCUAAUUUGGUAAAGUGUAUUUACAUUGUUGGUUAUAAAAAGUCAUAUUAUUAAUUACUAUUGCUAAAUUUGUUUAUUGAAUGUUAUAAAUAAUUGAGGUCCGAUCACGGUUACUUAAAAUAUUAAAUCAAAAACAAUGUUUUCAUAGUAUCCGUUACAGUCAAGUUCCGGUCGAAUAAAUAAUUUUCAUGAAAAAAAAUAUUACACCAAAACGGGCACGAAUCGUGAUUGAUAUUAUUGAUUUACCUAACACCUCAUGUUAUCCUUAAAUAUGCUAUGCAGUGUGAUUUACUUAUUUAAUAUUAUGUUUCUGUUUUGUUAUUCUAUUUUUAAGUCUAUAUUGUAAAUGGAAAGACAAAAUUAGAAAAUUGUUUAUAUCUUUUAAAUGAGUCUUUGUAAGUCAGGCAAAUAAAGGAAGCUGAGUUUGUCUAUCCUACUUGAGAUUUUUUUGUAACGGUCUACCAUGUUUAUUAUGGAACAUAAGAUAGACAGGUAUCACUUAUUCCACGGCAUUAAAUUUGAAUUUGUAGGCAUCCCUACUCAUCGGCAAAGAAGACAAAGGGCGUAGGCCGAUAGAAAAUGCAGGCGAAAAAACUCUCAGUACUCUUUUAAAAAAAAGCAAAUCAUCAAAUAACGCAUAUUUAAAAACAAAUAUAGCAAAUUAAUUAGAAGUAGCCUGCCCAUCACCAGUCCCAGGCCCUUUUAUCAACUAGAUAAUCGCUAACUUUGUAGUUUAUUAAUAUCAUUUUUAAUCACUAAUUUGGUAAUAUCAGACAUUAAUUAUCUGAUUCAUCACGUCACGCUGUUCUUCCUGUUUAUGUUUUAUUUGUACCUAUAUUUUCUAGUCUUAACCAACGAUUCAUAUUUUCUUAGCAAUAAGUAACAUACCAUCAGUUUAAAUAACAUCAAGACUGCUAGAUGUAUUGUAUUGCGUUUCUACAUAUUUGUAAAAUGAAAUAAAACCAAUUUUCUAUU
Messenger RNA from Pieris rapae (cabbage white), 3906 nucleotides. RefSeq names its product coiled-coil domain-containing protein 93 (gene fidipidine). Gene Ontology annotation, biological process: Golgi to plasma membrane transport. The transcript has 10 exons. Bases 261 to 2036 code for a protein of 591 amino acids. Lineage: Eukaryota; Metazoa; Arthropoda; Insecta; Lepidoptera; Pieridae. The record is from RefSeq and is a predicted model, not a curated record.